Plasmodium coatneyi is the source of this 1068-nucleotide messenger RNA. RefSeq lists its product as uncharacterized. Lineage: Eukaryota; Apicomplexa; Aconoidasida; Haemosporida; Plasmodiidae. Gene Ontology annotation, molecular function: fatty-acyl-CoA binding; protein binding. The record is from RefSeq and is a predicted model, not a curated record. Bases 1 to 1068 code for a protein of 355 amino acids. The transcript has a single exon.
AUGCUGAAAAAACUGAACGGAAAAACGCUGCUGCUUGCGAACGUCGCAUCAGCAUGCAUUAUCAUCUACACCUGGAGGAGGUACAGCCCGGAAAGGACGAAUAGAAUUUUACACCAAGUUGAGGAGGUGGCCAAAUGUCUACUUAAAACGCCGCAGGUUCUACUACAUAAAUGGCUAGAAUGGAAAAAAAAAAAAAUACAACUCCCUGUAGUAGACAAAGACGUAACCAUCCAUUUAAGUGAUGACGAAUUGGAUAAGAAAUUCAUUCAGGCGUGCAUCGCAGUGAAGGUGAACAGAAGUCAGCUGAAAUUCGAGCAGUGGAUUUUCUUGUAUGGCUUGUACAAGCAGAUAACCGUUGGGGACAUGAACGCAGAUGCGGGUGAUUCAGAUAAGCCGUUAAAUGCAGAGUUAAGCGGGGAGAAAGGAAUACCCAGGAAGAGCGAAAGCGAAGGGAACAGCUACCUAGUGGAUGCCAAAUUGAGCGCGUGGAAACAUUGCCACGGAGUGAGUAAAAGGGUCGGCAAAUUUCUGUAUGUGCAAUUUGUCGAGAAGACCCUUCCCCCCCAAGCGAUGAAAGAGGACAAUUCCAACGCAACAUUCGACUUUACCAAAACGAUGAGCAAGAUGAAGCCUCUGGUGGAAAUUCUCAAAGGAGUUGGAGAGGGGAUCGAUGAGGACAGCUACCUCACCGGCAAGGACAACGCAGAUAAUGGGAACAAUUUAAGUGACCUCCUCUGCAAAAACGUAGUGCAAGCAAAUCUUCAAUACAUAAAAAGUGCACUGAAAAGAAACCCAUACAUAAUAAACAAGAGAAAUUCAGACGGACUAUGCGCCCUGCAUUAUGCGUGCGAUAGGGGGUACCUAGAUAUUGUAAAAAUCCUAAUCGAGUUUGGCGCCGAUGUGAAUGCAGACGAUUCUUGUGGAGACACUGCCCUUCACAUUGCCGCCUAUUCAGGCAAGACAGACAUUAUAAAAUAUUUGACCAGCGUCGGUGCUGAUAUAAAUAGGAAGAACUCCGAAGGGUUGACUUUCAACUCGAUACUUAGCCAAGAGGCGGAGUUGUAUUAG